Molecule: messenger RNA, 627 nt
Organism: Eruca vesicaria subsp. sativa (arugula)
Lineage: Eukaryota; Viridiplantae; Streptophyta; Magnoliopsida; Brassicales; Brassicaceae
Source: the annotation of a GenBank genome assembly
AUGACUGAGGCUUUGCCGGCUCUGAUCAUUGAACCUACCUCCGAACCUACUUGCUCAUGCGUGCUGGCAACGGAAAGCAGCCUCCUCCUCCUGCGAUGGACGGACUCCGCGGCUUCUAGUUCUGAAGCUCCGGUUGCGUUAAAGGCCUCAGAGCAACCUGAGACACGUUCUCCCGGAGUUCCCUUUCAGUCUACUGGGUUGCUGACGGUUACGAUCGUUGUUGAAGAUAAGGAGAAGGCCAUCGAGUCGCAGCCUCCCCCUCCGGCUAGGAAGGAGAUUGUUCUGGCGUUGCGCGCUCCUAGCGCUGCCCCGAUCGUUUCUGCCCGGACUCGAAAGAGGAAGUGCGUGACGAUUGCCGAUAGAGACUCCUCGCUGCCGGAGGGAUUGCGUAUCGCACCGGUACUUCGCGGAAAGGCCCGUAUGAUGGGUUUUACUGAAAUCCUUAGUUCUCUCGAGCGCAGCAGGGACCUGACCUCGGCGAGCAUAGAUAGUGGGUUGACGGUUAUCUGUGUCCACAGAGGCGAGUCUCCUCCGUUCCUUCAGUCUGAGGAGGAUGGCUUAUCAUCCUGUAAAGUUCAUUUUGUAGCCGCAGAUAAGAGCUUCGAGCUCCUGCUGUGUGACCUGUGA